CUUCUCCCUCUACNCUAUUACUUUUUCAUUUUUAUUUUCUUUCUCGCUGUCAUUUUCUUUCCCCUUAUUUCUCUUCUCCGCUUCUUCAUCUCUCUCAAUCGAUCUGCAGCUCUCUCUCCAAUUCCAAUAACAAAAUCGAAAUCGAACCAACCCACUCAAAAAUCUUCCUCCCAUUUCUCUCUUUGUCAGCAGCCCACGCAGCAUCAACCUCGGCGUUCACAAGCGGCGGCGCGACGAGGCCUUCAGCGGCUGACGGUCGGCGAUGGAACUCGGGAAUCGAUGGGCUCUUACCGUGGAUGUUUGAGCGCCGUCGGCUUAGGGAGCGGCGAUUGAGCUUCGAAGCGACAGCCUUCGGUAGAGCGGACGGCUUCAGGUCGCCGGAGGGUGGUUGGGGUGCUGCCCUCGGAGGUGGUUGGACGGACUGGUGCGGCUGGGCGACGAGUAGCAUCCGAUGGGCUCGACGACCGGAUCGAAUCCUAUCUCUCCACAAUUUCUGGGCUAAAUCUCGGUCCUUGGUGGCAAUGGGUAGACGGCUGUGACUUCCUCCGUGCACGGCUGUACGACCAGAGCGGGUUGCGGACUGAAAAUCGAUGGGGGCUGUGAACGAUGAAGUUCGAUUUCUCCGCGGUACUAGAUCGUGACUUUCAAUCGAUUUUAGACUACGAUUUGAAUUCCUUGACUAUCGGUGAUGAUUUGGCUGACUGGGGGUGAGAGGUGUUCUGGGAUGAUGCUUUGAGUGUGAUAUACUGAAGGACUUGAACAUUGUGGUUUUGUGGUUUUUGCGUAGAGAGAGUCAAUGUAUGAGUGGGAUAUGUUGAUGCCGAGUCCGACGGAGGAGAUUGAGAGAAAAUCGCGUUGAGCAGAGAUGUGGAGGACUGUUUUUUCAUAGAUUAGUGGUUGAUUGGUUAUUAGAUAUAUGGAAGGGAUUAGGUAAAACAUAUAUAUCAAACAAUUGGGUCAAAUUAAAGGGUGUGAUUUUCACCUAAAAUAUUUGAGGUGGUUGUGGGGCUUGUGUUGUUCUGCUGUCAAAAUACAACAUCGAACUCAAGCAGGUCGAGAGUUUCAACGUGAAUUCAUGUCUUACACUUUUAUGCAGCAUUAAUGGCUGCUCAAUUACAACAUCCGAAGGCCUCGGAAACAGUAAAGAUGGUUUUCACCCGAUCCAUCAAAGGUUUGCAGGCUUCCAUGCUUCUCAAUGUGGGUUUUGCAGUCCUGGAAUGUGCAUGUCCUUUUUAUCGGCACUUGCAAAUGCAGAAAAGGCAAAAAAUCGGCCACAACCGUCCAAAGGGUUUUCCAAGCUCACAACCUCAGAAGCCGAAAGGUCUAUUUUGGGAAAUCUUUGUAGGUGUACCGGUUACCGGCCCAUUGCUGAUGCCUGCAAGAGUUUUGCAACAAAUGUUGACUUGGAGGAUUUGGGGCUUAAUUCUUUCUGGAAAAAGGGAGAUUCGAAACAAGUCAUGAUUAGUAAAUUACCACCAUACAGUCCAAAGGAUCUUUCAGAAUUGGGAGAUGGAUUCAAGUCGACGGGUCUUUUGAAUAAUGAGAAAUUUUCGUGGUACAGUCCCGUAACAGUCAAGGAGCUUCAGAAGUUGUUGAAUUAUGAAAUGGUUGAAAACAGGACAAAAAUCAAAUUAGUUGUUGGCAACACAGCAAACGGGUAUUACAAAGAAACUAAAAAAUAUGGCAAAUAUAUCGAUCUGAGGUAUAUUCCCGAGCUCUCGGUAGUUAGAAAUGACGACUCUGGUAUUGAGUUUGGAGCGGCUUUGACAAUUGCCAAAGUGAUAGUUUAUCUGAAAGAGAAAAAUAAAGCGGGCUUAGUUUCCAGUGGAGAUAUGGUGUUCAUCAAAAUUGCUGAACAUUUAGAGAAGCUUGCUUCUGGAUUUGUCCGGAACUCGGCUAGUAUUGGUGGCAAUAUCAUUAUUGCACAGAGGAAAUCUUUCCCGUCAGAUGUUGUUACUCUACUGUUGGCUGUUGGUUCUAGUGUAAGCCUGUUGGCAGGUCAUAAACAUGAAAAAAUUAAUAUUGAGGAAUUCUUGAAUAGACCGCCUUUAGAUCCAAAAACAGUGCUUUUAAGCGUUCACAUUCCUUUCAUAGAACCAAAAACGAUCGAUGGUUCCAUUCAAACUAGCUCAAGAUUAUUUUUCGAAACCUACCGAGCCGCACCAAGGCCUCUUGGAAAUGCGCUGGCCGAUUUAAAUGCAGCUUUCUUAGCUGAUAUCAGUUACAGUAUAAAUGGGAUUGUUAUAAACAAUAUUCAGCUGGCUUUUGGUGCUUACGGGACGGACCAUGCAACAAGGGCAGGAAAAGUAGAGGAAUAUUUAACUGGGAAAGUCCUUGAUAUCAGAGUUUUGUAUGAAGCAAUCAGGCUGCUGAAAAUUGAUGUGGUGCCUAAAGAAGGAACUCCAAAUGCUGCUUACAGGUCAAGCUUAGCAGUAGCUUUUCCAGUCCUUCCAACCAUUUGAACAGCUUAUUGCUAGAGGGAGCUGUUAAAAGCACCAAUGAGAGUAAAAUUAGUCAAAUAGAAGAACCCCCAAUUUUGUCAUCGGCAAAGCAGAUUGUGGAAUAUAGUAGAGAAUAUCAUCCGGUGGGUGCACCUAUGACCAAAUUCGGUGCUGCCAUGCAAGCUUCUGGUGAAGCUAUUUUCGUAGAUGACAUUCCUUCACCACCAAAUUGUUUGCAUGGAGCAUUUAUAUGUAGCACUAAGCCCGUGGCUCGGGUGAAAGGCAUUUCUUUCAAGUCUCACGCUCAACAAGCUGAAGUUUUGGCUGUUAUCUCUGUCAAAGACAUCCCAAAAGAAGGGGAAAAUGUAGGGAUGGACAUGUUUGGUACCGAACCUUUGUUUGCUGAUGAUGUUACUCGGUUUGCUGGUGACCUCAUUGCUUUUGUGGUUGCACAGACACAAAAGAAAGCAAAUUUGGCAGCAAAAUCUGCUGUAAUUGAUUAUGAUACGGAAGGCUUAGAUCCACCUAUUUUAACAGUUGAAGAGGCUGUUGAGCGAUUGAGUUUCAUUGAUGUUCCUUCUUAUUUACGUCCUCAAGAAGUUGGUGAUUUCUCGGAAGGAAUGGCUGAAGCUGAUCACAAGAUUCUCUCAGCUAAGCUAAGACUUAGUUCGCAAUACUACUUUUACAUGGAGACCCAAACUGCCCUCGCAAUCCCAGAUGAAGACAACUGCAUGGUAGUCUACAGUUCGACUCAAAACCCCGAGUAUGCUCAACGAGUGAUUUCAAGAUGUCUAGGUAUUCCCGGUCAUAAUAUCCGUGUCAUUACAAGAAGAGUUGGUGGAGGCUUUGGCGGGAAGGCAACAAAAGCACUCCCUAUUGCCACUGUAUGUGCUCUCGCUGCUCACAAAUUACGCCGGCCUGUCAGAAUGUACAUGGACCGUAUAACCGACAUGAUAAUUGCCGGAGGCAGGCACCCAAUGAAGAUAACCUACACCGUCGGAUUCAAAUCUGACGGCAAGGUCACAGCUUUACACCUGGACAUCCUCAUCGAUGCUGGCAUAACCCCAGACGUAAGCCCCAUAAUGCCGAACAAUUUGGUUGGGACCCUCAAGAAGUACAACUGGGGCGCACUUUCCUUCGAUAUCAAAUUAUGCAAGACGAACCUCGUGAGCAGAUCCAUCAUGCGAGGCCCUGGAGAGGUUCAAGGAUCUUUCAUUGCCGAGGCAAUAGUCGAGCACGUGGCUUCGUUUCUCGAUUUCGAGGUGGAUUACGUGAGGAAUGUGAAUUUCCACACGUACGAGAGCUUGAAGCUGUUUUACGGAGACUCUAGCGGGGAGUUAUUCGAGUACACUCUGAAAUUUAUUUGGGAGAAGGUGGGGAGGCUUUCGUCUGGGUUUGAGCAGAGGGUGAGGAAUGUGGAGCAGUUUAACCGGGCCCACGUUUGGUGUAAGAGGGGAAUAUCCCGUGUGCCGAUUGUGCACGGUGUGACAGUGAGGGCUUCGCCAGGGAAAGUGAGCAUACUUUCAGAUGGGUCUGUAGUUGUGGAGGUUGGGGGGAUAGAAAUCGGGCAAGGGCUGUGGACGAAGGUUCGACAGGUGGCGGCGUAUGCUCUUGGGAGGAUUGGGUGUGAGAAUUUGGUUGAGAAAAUUCGGAUUGUGCAGGCUGAUACUCUGAGUUUGGUGCAGGGAGGGUUAACAGCUGGCAGCACGACUUCUGAGUCGAGCUGUGAGGCGGUUAGGCUGUGCUGUAAUGUCUUGGUCGAGAGAUUGGUCGUAGUUAAGGAGGAGCUGAAUGAGGAAAUGGGUUCUGUGAAAUGGGAUGAACUGAUUCUCCAGGCAUAUAAUCAAAAUGUAAAUAUGGCAGCAAAUACUUACUUUGUGCCCGACUCCAGUUCUGCUGAUUACUUGAAUUAUGGUGCUGCAGUAAGUGAGGUGGAGGUAAAUAUCCUAACUGGUGAGACGAAAAUAUUGAGAACGGACAUUGUGUAUGAUUGCGGCCAGAGCAUGAACCCAGCUGUCGACAUGGGACAGAUUGAAGGGGCAUUCGUACAAGGGCUCGGUUUUUUCAUGCUAGAAGAAUACCCGACCAAUUCGGAUGGGUUGGUUGUUGCAAACGGGACAUGGACGUACAAAAUCCCGACAAUCGACAAUAUCCCAAGAGAAUUCAACGUUGAAAUAUUGAACAGCGGGCAUCACAAGGAACGCAUUCUCUCAUCUAAGGCUUCCGGUGAGCCCCCACUGCUUCUGGCGGCAUCAGUGCACUGUGCCACACGAGCAGCGAUUAAAGAAGCAAGAAAGCAGGUGAAGGAGUGGGGAGGUUUGGAAGGGACUGAGUCGAUAUUUCAGCUGGAUGUGCCGGCUACUAUGCCGGUUGUUAAGCAGCUCUGUGGUCUUAACUCGGUUGAGACUUACUUGCAGUCCUUGCUCUCUACUUGAUUCGCCCGAGUUAACUUGCAAGUAUUUUUAUCCAAGUGUGUGUAUGGGUGUAAUUACCGUUAAAGUUACAUUUUUAUACAUAUAAUAAAUGUGUGUAAUAUAAAUUUGUGUAUAAAUGUUUAAUUUUUAUAUCAUGUUUAAUGUUUUAUUAACAAUUGAAAAGUGAUGAACCAUGCCCAUUUUUAGUUACCAA
Striga asiatica is the source of this 5069-nucleotide messenger RNA. Lineage: Eukaryota; Viridiplantae; Streptophyta; Magnoliopsida; Lamiales; Orobanchaceae. The record is from the annotation of a GenBank genome assembly.